UCAGGAGAACAGGAGAAGAUGAGAGCUUUUCUUGUGGUGUGUUUACUGUUGGUAGUGGCUACGGUCCAUGCAAGAGAUACACGGUACAAACGGAAUGCUGAUCUCGAAACGGCGGGCUCCCACCACUGGGAAAAGGGUGGCGGUGGUGAACACCAUGGACAUCAUCAUGGCGAACAUGGCGGAUUUGGCGAGAAGGGUUACAAAGAACACCACGAACAUGAUCAUGCUAAGAAAGGACACUCCCAUCACGAAGGACAUAAGGGCUACUAUGGUGACCACGGCGGCCACAAGAAAGGCCAUCAUCACGAUGAAGGAUACUACGAUGAGCAUCAUCACGGCGAGAAAGGGGAUAAAGGCCACGGCUUUGAAGAAAAGGGACACUUUCACAAAGGACACUCGACAAAAGGACAUCAUGGCAUACACAAAAUAGAUGAGUUCAAGAAAGACAAACAUUUCCACGAUAAACACGGCGAAUCCGGUUUCGAAGAAGGCUACGGUGGGCACCACCAUGAAGAUGGAUAUAAGAAGGGCGGGCACUUCCACAAGGGACAUAAAGAGGGCGGUUUCCAUGAGCACGAACAAGGCAAAAAGGGCCACCAUGAGGAGGGACGCCAUCACCAUGAUCAUAAAGGUCACCACGAUGAAGGUGGCCAUCAUGAACACUGGGGUCACGAUGAAGGCCAUGGCAGCAAAGGAGGUCAUGAAGAACACAAAGGUUGGGACUGGAAAAAGGGGGACAAAUAA
Molecule: messenger RNA, 744 nt
Organism: Achroia grisella
Lineage: Eukaryota; Metazoa; Arthropoda; Insecta; Lepidoptera; Pyralidae
Product: histidine-rich glycoprotein-like
Exons: 1
Coding region: 19-744 (241 amino acids)
Source: RefSeq, a predicted model, not a curated record